UCUGCUUCGCCACGACCAGAGAGGAGGGAACCAAAGGACUCAGCUCCAAUAAAGACGACUAAACCGUUUAGACUGCAGAUAUUUUGGAUUCUGCUUUAUUUAACAGAAAGAUGACCAAUCUGUCACAGAGAGCUCUUUUGGUCUUCUUUGCAGCGCAGGUGUUUACAAUAGUCUGCUCCCAGGUGUGCCCUCGGAGAUGCCAGUGCCCUAAGGAGCCCCCCAUGUGUCUCCCAGGGGUGCCUUUGAUCCUGGAUGACUGCGUCUGCUGCCUGGUGUGUGCCCGUCAGAAAGGGCAGGUCUGCUCUGAAAUGAACCCCUGCGACACACGGAAGGGGCUGCAGUGUGAAUACACCGCCGAGGUCCACAGGAGGACCGGUAUCUGUGCCGCUCAUGAAGGCGAUGUGUGUGUUCUGGACGGUUCCGUCUAUCAGAAUGGCCAGACCUUCUUCCCCAGCUGUAAGUACCAGUGUAUGUGCCGCGAUGGGCAGAUCGCCUGUGUGCCGCGCUGCAACGUGGACGUGAUGCUGCCUGGACCGGACUGCCCCAUGCCACGCAGGGUCCAGGUGCCUGGAGAGUGCUGUAAGAAGUGGGUGUGUGAGCCCCAGGUGGGGGCCAGUGCACUGGGCGGCUUUGCCAUGGCGGCCUAUCGUCAGGAGGAAACAGUUCGCUUCGACGGUUGGGACCCCAGCCUUAACUGCAUCGAGCAGACCACAGAGUGGGGCGCCUGCUCUCAAACCUGCGACAUGGGAGUGUCCACCCGGGUCAGCAAUAAGAACCGUCGGUGCGAGAUGGUGAAGCAGAGCCGACUGUGUAUGAUCAGGCCCUGUGACAACCAGCAGGAACAGACACAGCUCACGCAACUUACACUAAAGACAGGCAGUAGGUGUCAGAGGAUGGUGAGGAGCGAUGCAGCCGUCCACCUCUCCUAUAAGAACUGCACCAGCGUCCAGGUCUACAAGCCUCGCUACUGUGGCUCGUGCACAAACGGCCGCUGCUGUACCCCUCACAGAACCAGGACCGCCCUGGUGGAGUUCCAGUGUGCCAAAGGUAAAACAACCAGGAGGCCGGUGAUGGUGAUCCUGACUUGUGUCUGUCACAGCCACUGCCCCCGUGACAACGCUGUGUGGCAGCCAUCGGAAAUGGGAUACAGCGGAUAUAGGUCAUAUAAUCACUCUUAAAAAGGAGAAUAGCUUUCUAUUCAUUUCAAAACACGAGUUGCAUUAACUCUAAAUGUUGGAUUAAAACGUAUGUGAUAUAUCAACAGUGAAAAUAAGAUUAGAUCUGCUAAUUCUGGUCAGAAUAAUACUCGUAUUCAUAAGAUUCUGUGGACAAAUAAGUGUCAUCUUCUACUGUUGUAGUAGAAUCAAAGCACCAACUCUCCUGUUAUGUUCGUUUCUUACAUGAUGUUCCCGGGUCAAUUUGACCCGGUUAAUGUUGAAUCAUCCAAAAGUUGUCAUAAACCAAAAAAUCCUAAUAACUAUAGUUUCUAUCUAGAUAGAUAGAUAGCUAGAUAGAUAGAUAUAUACUUUAUUAAUCCCCAAGGGGAAAUUUGUCUCAUUACCAAUGUCAUUAAUAACAAUUCAAUCAGUUUUUAGUGGAAUGGAGUUAUUCACCCCUCCAUAGAUCAGAGUUCAAUCAGGACAAUCUACAUACAAAUUGCAUUCGUCUACCACAACAUGUAUUUCCUCCAAAAUUUAAUUUGCAUUUUGUAAAAAAAUAAAUUAUGCGGUGAUGUAGAUAAAUAGAAAUGAGACACCUGUGCUGUUCAGGGUCAUAUUGACCCACUCACUCAAAAUCAAGCCAAAUGAGUCAUACAUUAUUUGUAUUGAAAGUAAACUUUAGUUAUGUUUAUAUAGAAUGUUAAGAUACAUCAAUUAUAUUAUAAAAGAUGACCAAAGGUUAGCGUCCUCUUGGUGCAGUCUGAGAUUGGGAUGAAGUAGGGUGUGUUCCACUUUCAGUCAGUCUAUUAGAAAUCCUAUGGUACCAUAUUUAUAAGGAGAGACAUGAAAUAAACCCUUACAUUAGUGUCCCAUGUACAAUAAAGGUGUAUUUAGGGGGAAAGUGUGUGUCUGUGGGGGGGGAGGGGGUAUUGAAACAUGGUGGGAGGGAGUAAGAAAGACUGUCCCACAUUUACAAGGAAUGAAAUGGUCUAAUCUUGACACUUCUGACCACUUUUAGCCUCCACUUUCACUGACGGGUCAAUUUGACCCGGACAUCAUUUCUAUAAUAUAAACCUGCAGGGGGGGGGUUGCAAAUACAUGAUUUUAUUUAUUUGAUUUUUUUUACAUUGAUUACACUAAAUAAGGCAAGCAGAAGAAGUUUUAUACAGAAAAAGUUCAUACAAAUAUUGUUCCUAGAUUUUUCUUAUUUGAAACGGGUCAAUUUGACCCGCAACAUAACAGGAGGGUUCAACCGUGUGACAUAUCAGGUGGAGUAUACCUCAGACUUCAGUUCGAUGGAUGUCUGUAUAGGUGCUCUUACAUUGUUAUGGUUAACUUAAAACAACUUAUUCUUAAGAGGUCAAAUAUGAAGGUUUAAAGGUCCAGGGUAAUGGUGACAUACAGGAGUGGUUGCUUCGGACCAGAUGUUUGAUUGACAGUCGGGUUGGCUGGUCAGGAAAAUAUUAUAGUUUUUUUCGAUGGAGAGCAUGAAACCACAAUGUGUUUUGUUCAGCCUAUAUCAUGAGGAGGAAAGCUCGGUAAAGCUCCUGUUUCAGAAUAAAUUAAAACGCCUGCACUUUAACACCUAAAACUCUCAUAAUGAUACUCUAAUCCUAUCACUUUCACAUUGAUACAAUACAAAGAAGGAAAUAAGGGACCUUAGGGUGGGCUGUUGCCUUUUAGUGACACUGCUAUGGAAAUCUUUCAACGAUGGGAUGCAUUUUUUAAAUAACUGGACUGUGUGCUCUGACCGGGUCCAAAAAGAGGUCACCGUAGUGACUUAGUGUCAUUUAUAACAUAUGUGUGAAAUCUGACCCCUGUUGUAUAAUGUCGGUUUUCCCUUUUAAUAAAUGAAAUUUCAUUUUUUUGUUUAGGUUUUCAAAUAUUUUCUUUUUGUUAAAAGUAGUGGACAUAAACAACAGCUAUUUUUACAAUGACAAAAGUUGUGUAGAUACUUGCAGUAUAGCUUGUUUGACUAAGUGUGUAUCAAAUACACAGCUUUAUGGAAACAUGAAUUGUAUAUAUUGGUAUGGUAUUUUUUUGUUUCCUUGAAUUAUGCUUGUUGCUGUAUCUGGAACAAAAUAAAUGUGUAUUUUUUGUAUCAAA
Messenger RNA from Pseudoliparis swirei, 3266 nucleotides. RefSeq names its product CCN family member 3-like. Gene Ontology annotation, molecular function: integrin binding; heparin binding. The coding region runs from base 111 to 1178 and encodes 355 amino acids. Gene Ontology annotation, cellular component: extracellular matrix; extracellular region. Gene Ontology annotation, biological process: cell adhesion; signal transduction. The transcript has 5 exons. The record is from RefSeq and is a predicted model, not a curated record. NCBI's taxonomy places the organism in Eukaryota, Metazoa, Chordata, Actinopteri, Perciformes, Liparidae.